Molecule: messenger RNA, 2857 nt
Organism: Ruditapes philippinarum (Manila clam)
Lineage: Eukaryota; Metazoa; Mollusca; Bivalvia; Venerida; Veneridae
Product: cholecystokinin receptor type A-like
Exons: 3
Coding region: 847-2064 (405 amino acids)
Biological process (GO): G protein-coupled receptor signaling pathway
Cellular component (GO): membrane
Molecular function (GO): G protein-coupled receptor activity
Source: RefSeq, a predicted model, not a curated record
GAAUAAAAAACUAACAAUAAAUGAUACAGUGAUUGAAAUUUAACGUGAUUGCUCUAAUAAAAAUAAUUCACCUUGCAAUAAACGACACAGAGAUUCCAUAUCAACACUGAUAAUUCGUCUGCUUUGGUAUGAAAUAUUUACAUAAAGUUUUUUUUUUAAUAUUUACUUCAUAGAGUAAAAUACGGAAUAUCACGGAAUGUGCCGGAAUCCCUACAAGGAUAGAUCUAAUGGAUUAAUUUGUGAAAUCUUGUGAAGAUAUAAUUAUAUUUUGGAUUUUAACGCAUUCUGACACGCCGUUUAAUUGUGGACAAACACAAACCUUGCUCCAAGUAUGAGGUUUUAAACACCAUUCAAACUAUUGUAGUAAAAUCAGACGGAUUAACCUUGAGAAUAAUGGAAGAGUAGUCGAAGUACGCACGAAUUAAUAGAAGUGAUCGUUAUCUAAAUUGUAGAUUUUUUAACAAACACGGGUGAUACAGCCUUCAACCUUAUCAAGCCGUUUUUUUGUGUUUCGAAGGAUAUGAACCAGAAAAUACAUUGGUUAAACCUACAUCGCAAAUACCAAAAGAAGAUGAGAAAAAAGUGCUGGUUGUCUUUAAGGGAUAUCGAUGAUUUGAAGAAUAUUGUAAACGAUGUACAUAUGAAGGAAGUAAUGUAUAGGAUUUAAAUUUGUGAAAGCAGUAUGUCUUUAUCAUUUAUGAUGGAGACAUUACAAAGAAUUGUGUGAUGAGAAAUUUUGCAGUACAAUUCACAUUUGGAAAGGACAGACGAAAUAAAUCUCAGAGACAAAGUGACUGUAUGAAUUUCCUCGUUUAAGAAAAGAAGAAUUAUUUGGACUUGGGCACGAUGCAAAACACUACAAUUGAUAAAGCAGGGUUGCUUCAAGAACUGAACAAUGAAAAGGCCCUCCUUAUGACACCAGUGAUGGUUAUUCUUGGGAUUUUAAUGGUCAUUGGAAUAAUUGGAAAUGCAAUGGUAUGUUUCUUCUACAGCUGUAAAUCAAGACAAAGUUCUAACACCGUGUUUAUUGUAGCCGUUGCAGUUUACGAUCUUAUUCUGUGUGCUUUGUCAAUUCCUAUAGAAAUAGUUGAUCUCCGUUUCUUCUAUAUAUUUACAAACAGCGGCGCUUGUUGUUUUAUGAGAUUUGUGAAUUAUUUUGGAGGUAUCGGCAGUGUGUGUAUGCUUCUUGUGAUAGCUGGAGACCGAUACAGGAAGAUUUGCAUGCCGUUUAAAAAGCAACUGAAUGUUCGGGAAGCUAAAAUGGCGGGUGGAAUAUCUGUGAUCGUUUCAUUAGCGUUCUCCUGGCCAGCAUUCGUAUUUUAUAGAUCGGUUUCCGUUGAUGUAUUGACUAGCAACGGCGAAGUGUUAAAAGGCAGCGACUGUACCACUGUCAGGGCAGAUUCAUAUAAAGUGUAUUUGUGGAUUUUUAACGGCGUGUAUCUAGUUUGUUUCCUUAUUUCAUCAGCUGUGCUAUGUGUAAUGUACUGUCUAGUUGGCCGUGUUUUAUUUAAGCAUAAUAAAUCUAGAAAACGUUUCAGUUCCCAGCCGACUUCAUCAACUUCGAAUUCAAGCGGAACGGAUGCUAAUCUUAUGGAAAUUGGAAAUGAAUCCUCGAAAUCUACGGACAAAAACAAAUAUAUCGUAAAUGAUACAACAGAAUCAAAAGAAGAUGCGACAAAGAGAAUAAGUGUAUUCAGUGAUGUGUCACAUAAAGGAUCAAAUUCAAAUGAGAAAUCUCAGAACCAAUUAGAUUUAAAGACGGUUAAGUAUACCACAAUGAUGUUGGUGAUAACACUUGUGUUUAUUAUCAGCUUUCUACCACAUCUAAUACUUUCUUUGUGGAGAGCAUUUCAGAAUAAGUAUGAAGGAGAAACACUUACUGACGCUCAACUUGUUGCAUUCCAAUUAGGAUUGCGAUCCUAUUUUUUGAACUCCGCCAUCAACCCUUUUACAUACGGAUUUUUUAAUCCAAAGUUCCGCAAGUUUUUCUUCAUCACGUUUCUCCCAUGCUGCCGAAAACCGUCAGAAGGAAGCACAAUUUCCUCAAGCUCCGGUGCUACUUAGUGUAUUAGCAUCGUUCGCAUUUUGAAGGAAAGCCACUGUUAACCAUCUGAAAAAGCCUACUGAGAAAUACUGAUAUUACAUUUUAACUAAAUUUGAAAAUGAAAAACAAAAUAUUCUUAAUCCUCUGUUCUUUGGAACAUUUUACUUGUUGCAAAAAUGCAAAAUUGUUUAAGAUGGAGAUGUCACUUUGAUAAUGCUGUCGUAAAGACAAAUAGUAUUCAAGGAACCAUUUUAUUUUUAUAAAAUUUUAGCGACAAAGAUGUUUUUCUUUUAUAUCAUUCAAUGCAAAAGUAUUAUUUCAUUUUCACAAAUAAACAAAGUGCCAACCUGCAUUGAAAUGUAAAUAUAUGUAUGCGUGUCUCUGUGCGAGUGUACAUGAUUAUAAGCCUAUAUGGGUUUAAGUGAUACUUAUAGUGAUGUAAAAAGUCAUUUAGGUGCAUUCGACGAUCGGUAGGCCUGUAAUAUGAACUUCUUAUCUACAUUUGAUAACAUAUUAAUACUGUUUAUUAUCAUUACUGAUUAUUAUCAUUACUGAUUAUUAUCAUUACUGAUUAUUAUCAUACCAUCUAACGUUAAAGCUACUAUUUCACAGAUUUGAUUUAUUUUGAUUUUGCUUUCACAAACUUUGUGUUUUAUUAUAAAGUCAUGCCAACAACAUCAAAAUCACUCUUUCAGUACUUGCAUAGAUAUUUUAAAGACGUUUUCGGGAGUUUUCAUAAAGACAAAUAGACAAAGUUCAAAUGUUCAAUAGAAUUUCUUAAAAAUUUGCCUUUUGUAAGAACACCUUCAUUAA